GAGCCGAGCCGAGCCGAGCCGCGAGGUGCCGGGGAGAGGCAGGCAGAGCCUGCCGGUGGCUCCGCACCCAUCGUGCUGCGUUUCCCGGCUCGCUGUCUCCCUGCCUUUGCCCAGGCGCCCGCAAAACUUUUAUUGUCUCGGGCUCCCCCGGGGUGUGUGACGAAAUCGCAGCGCUCCGCUGUCGCCACGCUCGCCGGCACCGGCGAUCGAGGGGACGUGCAACGCUCGCCCGCCGCCGGGCUCUUGCGCCCUGCGCUUCCUCACCUGCCGAUUGCUCCCGGGAAUCGCGAGGGGGUACCCCCAAAAGGACCGCGCGGGCGUCGGCUCCCCGAAAUCCUGUUCACCGUUGCGGACCGGCUCGGCGCAACUUUAACUUGAUUGCUGUCGCCCACCCAGGGCACCCGCGGCGGCCGCCGCCGCCGCCGUCGCUGCGGUCUCACAAAGAGCGCGGGGAAGGAAGGCGGCGCGGGCGGCGGGCACGGGCCUCGGGGCUGCCUAGACAAAAGGGAAACUGCCAUCGCUCUGGGCGCCUGUUCUGACCCGUCGUGGGUUCAUCCUCCCGGCCCGGGCUGCUUCUUCGCCUCAGUCCCUGCGGGCUGUGCCCGCAGAGCUCGGACCCCGCGAGCUGCGGGGCGCGCGUCGCUGCUGCUGGUUGGGGCUCUAGGGAUAAUAAAUGAUAGAGGAUACAAUGACUUUGCUGUCUCUGCUGGGUCGCAUCAUGCGUUACUUCUUGCUGAGACCCGAGACGCUUUUUCUGCUGUGCAUCAGCUUGGCUCUGUGGAGUUACUUCUUCCACACCGACGAAGUGAAGACCAUCGUCAAGUCCAGCCGGGACGCGGUGAAGAUGGUGAAGGGCAAGGUGGCCGAGAUUAUGCAGAACGAUCGCCUUGGAGGACUUGAUGUGCUAGAGGCCGAGUUUUCCAAGACCUGGGAGUUCAAGAGCCAUAAUGUGGCGGUGUACUCCAUCCAGGGCCGGAGAGACCAUAUGGAAGAUCGCUUCGAAGUUCUCACCGAUUUGGCCAACAAGACGCACCCGUCCAUCUUCGGGAUCUUCGAUGGGCACGGCGGCGAGACUGCAGCCGAAUACGUAAAAUCAAGGCUCCCAGAGGCGCUGAAGCAGCAUCUUCAGGAUUAUGAGAAAGACAAAGAAAACAGUGUUCUGUCUUACCAAAGCAUUCUGGAGCAGCAGAUCCUGUCCAUAGACCGAGAAAUGCUGGAAAAGUUGACGGUAUCCUAUGACGAAGCAGGCACAACGUGUUUGAUUGCUCUACUGUCGGAUAAAGACCUCACCGUGGCCAAUGUUGGUGAUUCUCGAGGAGUCUUGUGCGACAAGGAUGGGAACGCCAUUCCCUUGUCACAUGACCACAAGCCUUACCAGCUGAAGGAGAGGAAGAGGAUAAAGAGAGCUGGUGGAUUCAUCAGUUUCAAUGGCUCCUGGAGGGUCCAGGGAAUCCUAGCCAUGUCUCGAUCCCUGGGAGAUUAUCCGCUGAAAAAUCUCAACGUGGUCAUCCCAGACCCAGAUAUCCUGACCUUCGACCUGGACAAGCUGCAGCCCGAGUUCAUGAUCUUGGCAUCAGACGGUCUGUGGGAUGCUUUCAGCAACGAGGAGGCAGUCCGAUUCAUCAAGGAGCGCUUGGAUGAACCGCACUUCGGAGCCAAGAGCAUCGUCCUGCAGUCCUUCUACAGAGGCUGCCCCGACAACAUCACAGUCAUGGUGGUGAAGUUCAGGAAUAGUAGCAAAACGGAAGAGCAGUGAGCCCCAUAGGCUCUCAGCUACCCUAGACCAGAGGACUCUCGACAUACUGUUCUCUUAAUGUAGGAAAAGGUGUGGGAUUUAUAAUUAGGAUCAUGUGUCCCAACAAAGAGCCCCUUCCCUGGCAACCUGGAAUCCCUACCAGGUGGUGAGCAGGGAGUUCCCUGGCUGACACUGUGGAGGGGCUGGAGUCUGUGUCCCCCCAGCCCUUCUCGCCAGUGUUUGAAAUGCAUCUAUAAGUAGCCAUCGACCCCCAGAUAUGAGGCAAAAGGAAGGUAGGCCAUGUAUUCCCUUUAAUGUGCUUUUCAUGAUCUUUUCCGUGGUCCUUCAGCUUCCUGGGUGUCCUCUCAGCACCCGUGGACAGGGCAGGCCUGUAGCUGCAGGCACCAUGCCAGGGCAUCUCCUGACGAUGUGGUGGUGGUACCCUCCGCCUAGCAGAAACACUUUCCCCUUCUGAGCUUGUGAUUUCAGUACUCCAGCAGCCUGUGGAGGAGACUCACAACACUUUAUUAUUUGUUGCCUGCUCUUGGAGACUGAGGAACGCAGAGAGGAUGGGGGGUCGGUGGCAGCUUCCUGCACCCCAGACAGCACCCCUUCCCCACCCCUUCCUUCAUUAGUGUAGGAGACUCCGGAUACAGUUAACCAGCCCUGUGCCUCACCCAUGGAGCACAGCUUUCCCAUUUGCCCACACCUCAGUGCGUGAAGGACAGCCGCUGACUUCACCAAGAACCCACAGAAAGGAAUGAAACAGGGUGACGAGCACGUGACAGCACAGGGUGACCGUCCAUCCCCAGUGAGGAAUAAGGCUGGGAUCAGUCUCAAUGCCCCCCGUGGAGAUGCACUAUCCACAUAGGAGAGGCAGGCAUGAGCCCUGGGAAUCUCCACUCCACCCUCACCAGCUUCUGCUUUUCCGCACAGCCUUCCCGAGCCCAUCCUGGUGGCUUUCAUGUCUUUCCAACAGUGUUGGGAGAAACAGCAGCCUAGAAUCGCCCAAGUGCUGUUCCCAGCCACCCCAAAUUGGUAUUUGGUGGCAAACCGCUGAGACAUGCUUUUGGGCAAGAGAAAGGCCUUUCAUCUUUCGCUGCAAAUCUCUGUCCAUACCCUGUAGCGUUCCCCAGGCAAACACCAACGGACUGCGAUAGCCUGGAGGGAAAAUAGCAGACCGGCUCCUGGGGGCCCUGUGUGCGCUGGCAGCAGAGCUGGCUGGGAAUGCAAGCAAGAGCCCCAAGAGAUGUGCAGCACAGUUAUCUGGGGGCCUGGGUUGCUGCUCUGCCCUUCCUAACACCAAAGCUGCGGGGUUUUCCCCGGUCUCUGUGCUUUAUAAGUUUGACAGAACACAGUAGGCUGUCCUUCUUGACUGAAUGAACCAGCCCCAAACAACCACGAUUUUCACUGUAGACCCACGCCCGGAGCCCACCUGGUUUUCUUUCUCAGGGUGGGUGUUGUCAGCGUGGCCUCUCAAGGCCCACCCAUUAGCCAUCCCUGCCCCGCUGCCCAGCCCUGUCCUUCAGCUGCAGAGCUUGCCCAAAGCCCAGAGGACAAAGGGUACCUUGGACUCCGGGACUGCAGACUGUCUCGACUCCUCCAGGAACUUGCUUUUCAUUGACUGCAUUGAGAAUUAAUUAUGGUUUCCCAGGGAAUUUGCUUACUUUUGUAUCCUGUGUUUUCAACAUUUGAAUUAGGGUCUUAGUUACUGCUUUUCAGAAUGUUUUAGUGCAAAGUACAUUCUCUCAUGUUCCAUGAGUGCACUGGCCUGUGGCGACACAGACACAUGGAUGUAUAUUCUGGGUCAAGGGUAACAGAGGAAACAGAUGUGGGUUCAAGUGAUGGAGAUACGCUUCUUGAUUUAGGAUGCUCUAGAGUCCCCACACGCCUCUUCUAAAACUCCAGAUUUGACAGUCCAUUGGGCAACUUCUUCUUUUGAUUUUGUAUUUGCUUAACACAAAAGUGUAUAAAACAAGAGGAAAAAUAAUUUGAGAAACAUUUAUUGUAAAGAAAAAAUGAAAUAAGGUUUUGGUGAAGAAGAAAAAAGGGAAGAUACCAAAUUAGCCCACUGGUAUUCCUUGAGCACGCGGGCGGUGCUGCCUGCACUAGUUAUAAAACCUUCUACUUGAGGCUAUGGACAGCUUGUGAAUUUUGCUCUGAAGACAUAACUUAUUUCUAACUGCAACCAAAUAGAGUAUAUAUAUAUAUAUAUAUGAUAUGUAUAUAUCAUAUAUAUAAAUAUAAAUUUCCUAUUCCUUUCUUGCCUCUUCCCCUCCCCCAUGGCUUGUAGACGUUUUUAAAGAUAGAAAUGCUAAGCAGGAUGGUAGCGGUUUGAUGAAUAGUUACACAUCAACCAGAGUACCCUUGCCCUUCCCCGUGUCCUCCUGGAAUGCUCCUUCUGACCUGGGUCCAGCUGUGGGGAGUCUGCAGUUGGUUGUGGCUGGGCACACUGGCCACCCCCGUCCUCCAGCGGCUCUGGCAGGGUGGAUCUAGCUGCAGGAGAAAUGGAUCUGAGGGAGAACGUGUGAGGCUUCCAUCAACAGCACUGCCAAAGCUUGGGGAUCAUCCCCCAAGGCUGCCCGGACUCCCUGCCCAGCCUGAGUUCGAAUUGCCAAUCGUCCCCACGGUGCCAAAUCUCGGGAGGGUUUUACAGUGUUUCAGAAAUACAGCUGAUGCUGGUCCCAGGCCCCGCUAACCACUCCGCUGCUGCUUUCCUGGCAAUUUGUGCUCUUCAGG
Microtus oregoni (creeping vole) is the source of this 4474-nucleotide messenger RNA. It is a transcript of the gene Ppm1l, whose product is annotated as protein phosphatase, Mg2+/Mn2+ dependent 1L. Gene Ontology annotation, molecular function: cation binding; protein serine/threonine phosphatase activity. NCBI's taxonomy places the organism in Eukaryota, Metazoa, Chordata, Mammalia, Rodentia, Cricetidae. Gene Ontology annotation, cellular component: cytosol; nucleus. The coding region runs from base 674 to 1756 and encodes 360 amino acids. The record is from RefSeq and is a predicted model, not a curated record. The transcript is spliced from 4 exons. Gene Ontology annotation, biological process: positive regulation of canonical Wnt signaling pathway; positive regulation of canonical NF-kappaB signal transduction; protein dephosphorylation.